AGGCAGUCAGGGUAGAGGGCACGGGUACAUAUGAGCGAGAAGUAGCACAGGUUGUCUGCAAGCGUUAGCAUUACACGCAUGAUUUUCUCAAUCUGGCCGAGAUAGUCCAUUGCGCACCAGAUAAUAAUACUGUGUUGAUACUGUCGGAAGUGUUGUUAUUAGAGUGAGGGCAGUGACAAAAUCUUUACUGGGGGGAUCUGCAAAUCUAUUGAUCAGAUCUGCAUUUAGAAAGUCCGUUGGCUUUCGUACCUUUAUCACCUGUAAGAUUAACUCGCCAGGCGGGAAAUGCCGUACGCAGUGAACAGCUUCUUCUGCACGCUGGUUGUGCUUAUAUUAUGGCAAGUGGAGGAAAUCGCUGAGGCGUGCAGCUGUUCUCCUGUGCAUCCUCAACAGGCUUUCUGCAACGCCGAUGUUGUAAUCAGGGCCAAGGUGGUUGGAGGAAAAGAGGUGCACUCUGGGAAUGAUAUCUAUGGCAACCCCAUCAAGAGGAUCCAGUAUGACAUCAAGCAGAUCAAGAUGUUCAAAGGUCCAGACCGUGACAUCGAGUUUGUCUACACAGCCCCUUCUUCGGCAGUGUGUGGGGUCACCCUGGACACCACUGGCAAGAAAGAAUACCUGAUUUCAGGGAAGGCUGAGGCCAAUGGCAAGAUGCAUGUGACGCUGUGCGACCUCAUCAUGCCUUGGGAGGCCAUGAGCGCGACGCAGAAGAAGAGCCUGAGCCAGCGCUACCAGAUGGGCUGCGAGUGCAAGAUUGUACGCUGCGCUUCCUUCCCGUGUGAAGUUAGUACUCCAGAGGAGUGCCUGUGGACGGAUUGGCUGACGGAGAAGCUCAUCAACGGCCGGCAGGCCAAUCACUACGCCUGCAUCAAGAGAGGGGACGGCUCUUGCGCUUGGUACCGCGGCUCCGCUCCCCCCAAGAAGGAGUUCCUGGACGCCGAGGACCCCUAGAAUCCCCUCCAAAACCCUCCCACCCCUGCCCAUGGCAUCUGCCUGAAUAUAAUAGUAAUAAUGAUAACAACAAUAAGGUUUUUCAAAUUCAUUAGUGGAGAGGGAGUGAAGCUCACAACAUGACAAGGUUUUAAACUCCAUACAACUCAAGUGCUCAGAGGUUAGCAUAGACCGUAGAAUUUCUCAUUAGUACAUAGAGUAGAUGACAGCAGUAUACAGAUUGGUCAUGUGAUGAUGUAAUUUGCCCAUGAAGGCUGGUUUUAGGAAACGCUCUCCGCAUGUGAGGGACAAUCGGUUUUUGGCAAAGCACUUUCCCCCCUGCCCCCACGAGAACACAAAAAGCAAAAACAAAAACAAAGCACUUAAUUGUGAUCGUUUACCCCAAAGAAUGAAAGGCAUCUUAUUGUAGAUGUCUAAGAGGCGGAAAAAAAAACCCUUCCUAAUGGCUCAUUCUAAAAUGUCCGUCUCAAGUUUCAGUCAGCCUGGGGGAAAAAAAAGAUAUCUUGGACUGUCAUUAGUGUUGUUUCCUUGAACCAUGCCUUGAUGCUCAUGGCGAGGUUGGACUCCGAUUGUUCACAGAUGUAUAAAGACACACCAUGCACAACUGCACAACAGAUGGAGAUGAGCCGCCAAACGUUAUGCCACUUCACACUCAUUUGUCCAGAUCAAUCCCGUGCGUCUGUGUUUCGUUCAAGACCAAAAGAAAAUAAUAAUAAUAAUAAUGAUGAUGAUAAUACUUAUAAUCUGAAUGUGUUGCUCUAAAUUAAAGUAAGUUUGAGACCAGGAGGAUGUAUAAGAUGGGGUUUAGCAGGGUUGAGGCUCUAAGGGCUUUUAAUUUGACAAAGCCAGGGCAGGUCCACUCAUCUUGCUCUGCAUGAAAAGCCAGUCCACUAACUUAAACACUGCCAACAGGGGAGUCCGAUUCAAUGAAACCAACUAGAAGAAGGUCUGCGGUUGUGAUCUUCACGUAUUAACACUGCCAUAUCCUGUAUGGGAACAUUUAUUAGCAUAGCAUGUAGCUUAUGAAAAAAAGAGUAGUUACUAACUGAUCUUAAAAUCUUGUGUCUAAGUCACAGAUAUUCAGAGGACCAUAGCUACAUUUGCAUCUUAGUGUAUUGCCAUAGUUGCACCGUCUUCCACCCCCCCUACCCACCCACCCAUUCCCAAAGAGCCCCAGUCCCUGUAUGUGCCUACUGCUCACUCCUAUCCCUGUACAGAGCCCACAGUAGCCAUUAUACCUGUGUCAUGUUAUAUGUCUGUUCCAUUCUGAUUCUGCGCUCAAUAAUAAUCCAGAUUAGAGCUAUAGAGAUGCACUUUUUUGCUGCCAUCGUAGAGCGUGUAACUGAGGAUUGACUCCUCAUUGGAAGUGUUAAAUUCUUUUUGUUUGUUUGUUUGUUUGUUUUUUAAUCUUCCUUCAUUCCUCUCCUCCUAGGGUUUCUUUCUGUCUUUCUCUGGUGCCUCCGUUUUCGAGUCUUUUUUAUUUUUUUUAAACAAAUUCCUGUUGUAUUCUGUCCAGAUGUUUCCAAAGUGUUUCCAAGAAGUGUGUGAGGGUAUAAAUCUUGAGCCGGAGUCCCUGGACUCCGAGGGUGACUGAGGGCUACUCUGACGGCCCCGUCCACAUGGACAGGUUGGGCCUCUGAUUGGGACGGCUGGCAGAGAUCCCAUAGCAGUGACCUCAUUUGGAAAGAUUGGAUGUGAUUAGCCAGCUAAUGAGAAUUGUUGUGUAAUUUCACUCUUCCGAGGCACGUUACACGUUUUAUGAGGCUUCCCGUCUGGUCAGGAACUCUUGGACUUGAUUGGCAGCGGCUUAGAGGGAUUGUUGCAGGUGCGCCCCGAUUGGCCGGCUCCGAGUCACGUGACCGGGAGCCUGGCGAAGGAGCAAGGGAUGUAGUUGCUAGGCAUUAAGUCUGGACCUGCUUUUUAACAUUCAUGGGUGUCACGAGACACAGCACAGCACAGCGCAGCGCGGUGGAAAGCGAAGAUGAGCAGAGCGAGAGGAAGGCGAAGCGAAGCGAGAGCCAGGCGAGGGGGAGACUGGGCGAGGUGUAGCCGAGUGUGGAAUGUGCCACGCUUCCCAUAUCAGCAGGCUGCGGGCUAUUCGCAGAUGUGCAGUUCCCUGGCCAGAGCAUUCUUGACAUGCUACCAGUAACAGAAAAUGAAGAGAGGUAGUGUUAGUGUUGUGCCAUCAUCACCGUGUCUGCUCACCCCAGUGCUUAUCUGCACUGCGAGGGUGUGUGUCCUGUGUGUGUGUGUGUGUGUGUGUGUGUGUGUGUGUGUGUGUGCAUGCAUACACAUGUCCAUGUUUCAGGAGUGUGUGUUGGACAUUGUUGAACUGUGUGUGUGUGUGUGUGUGUGUGUGUGUGUGUGUGUGUGUGUGUGUGUGAGAGAGAGUGAUUAGACUCAAGCCUUGUCAUUAGGACCACAUUCGUGCUUAUUAAAGAUCAUGGUCCUCUGAGUUGAAAACCGAAUGAAUCAGGUUGUAGAAGGUCAUAAUGUAUAAAAAGGAUAUGCAUUUUAAUCCCCAGACAUUCUGGCUUUUUCCACUCGAUCUCUCUUUCUCUCUCUGUCUGUCUAAUUUUCCGACAUUUACUGUAAACGAGCUCUUGAGACAUAUCUAGACAAUAACCAAGAGCAACAGUUAAAAUCACGUCUCAUAAACCUCAUGCUAUACAAUCUAUAGUGGAAUAUACAUAAAGGGCAUAAUUUAAGUGUUUGCUGUUGCCAAGUUUUUAUUUUUCAACUUUUUGGUUUUGUAAAACUGUGUCUUUAUUACAUGCUUUCAGUGUCAUUUUUUUUACCAUUCUCUCUGUCUUGCUCUUUGAAAAUGAAUCUUUGGUGAGAGACGGGCGGUGAGAACCAGACUAUGCAUGUCUUUGAUGCUUUUUUUUGUGUAUUUCCGAUGUGAACGUUCACUUGAUGGACAAAACAUACAGUAUUAAUGAAAAUAAAAAUGAAAUAAAGGACAACACCCUUCCUCUG
Sardina pilchardus (European sardine) is the source of this 3927-nucleotide messenger RNA. It is a transcript of the gene timp2a, whose product is annotated as TIMP metallopeptidase inhibitor 2a. Gene Ontology annotation, molecular function: protease binding; metalloendopeptidase inhibitor activity. Gene Ontology annotation, cellular component: extracellular matrix. NCBI's taxonomy places the organism in Eukaryota, Metazoa, Chordata, Actinopteri, Clupeiformes, Clupeidae. The transcript has 5 exons. Bases 286 to 948 code for a protein of 220 amino acids. Gene Ontology annotation, biological process: response to hormone; response to cytokine; negative regulation of endopeptidase activity. The record is from RefSeq and is a predicted model, not a curated record.